Molecule: messenger RNA, 1189 nt
Organism: Sphaerodactylus townsendi
Lineage: Eukaryota; Metazoa; Chordata; Lepidosauria; Squamata; Sphaerodactylidae
Product: histone H3.3A
Exons: 4
Coding region: 188-598 (136 amino acids)
Cellular component (GO): nucleosome
Molecular function (GO): DNA binding; protein heterodimerization activity; structural constituent of chromatin
Source: RefSeq, a predicted model, not a curated record
CUUCCCCAGCCCCGUUGCAUGAUGGUUAAAUAGCCUGGCCUCACAACCCGCCAUUUUCUGUUGGGGCUGGCGGGAAAAGCGGGGAGGAAGCGCCAGAGCCGCCGCGGGACGACCAACGGCUGCCAACGGCCCCUGAACACGCGCGAGGCGGACGCUCAGAUUUCCUGUGUCCUAAGAAUCACCCAGGAUGGCUCGUACCAAGCAAACCGCCCGUAAAUCUACUGGUGGGAAAGCACCACGGAAACAGCUGGCUACUAAAGCUGCUCGGAAAAGUGCGCCAUCCACUGGUGGAGUAAAAAAACCUCACCGCUACAGGCCUGGCACUGUGGCACUGCGAGAGAUCCGGCGGUACCAGAAAUCCACAGAGUUGCUGAUCCGCAAGCUGCCAUUCCAGCGCCUGGUUCGUGAAAUCGCUCAGGACUUCAAGACAGACCUGCGGUUCCAGAGUGCUGCCAUUGGAGCUCUCCAGGAAGCCAGCGAGGCAUAUCUCGUGGGCCUGUUUGAAGACACCAACCUGUGUGCCAUCCACGCCAAGCGGGUCACCAUCAUGCCAAAAGACAUACAGCUAGCCCGCCGCAUCCGUGGCGAGCGAGCUUAAAUCCCGCCCUUCCCUCCCCUGUCCCCAGCGGCCCCAUUCCCACGCUUGUGCAGUGUACUAGAAUACACUCCAGGUUUUUUUUUCUCUCCUACUCCUGUUUGUAGUGGCUAGGACAUGUGAGGAAAAUGUUUAGAUUAUCUAUCGUAGUAUGUCUCCGAGAUCAGGGGACGUGAUUCUUAAUUAAUCAUUUAUGAUCAAAAAAGAAAAAAAAAGAGAAACCCUUCAAAACCCGCAAGACUUCUGGAUGUUGUUUUUGUAAAACGUUUUUUUCAGAAUCGCAAAAAAAACCCGAAAAAAACCCCAACCCAACCACCAGGGGACACUUUUGAAAUAUCUGGUUUUGUAUACACAACUUCAGUAGGUAAUAGGCAUUUAAACGAGAAGCAGCUUUUUUGGUCUUCAGUUUGUAAAAUAAUCUGCAAAGAAUGCCGCACACUUUUUCUUUUGUUAGUUGAGUCUUUUCUUUGUAUUUAGGAGUGCUUUCCGAGACCAUAUUUCCCUGUUUUCCAUUUGUCUUGUGUCUGUGACCUUUGUAACAACAGGGACUCACCCUGAGACAGUAAGAGAAAAAAAAUAAAUGUUGAACAACAA